AUGACCAGUGAUGCCAACCCUCACCAGCGUUCCUCCUCUCCCUUGAAACGAAGAGCCUCCAGUAUGGAUCCCGACGCUGAUGUCAGUAUGAAGGAGGAGGAUGUCGAGAUGGCCUCCACCAACCAGCAGCAGCAGCAGCAGCAGCAACAGUCAGCCGAGGAUGCCGAGUCAGCCCCGACUUCCUCCAACACUCACUUGCCCAGGGCCAUGAGUGUCGACCUGCCCGACAAUGUUGCAAAAGGAGCAUUGAGCAAAUCCAAUGACAAGGGUACGAAUCUCCCCCCUCUCGAAGAUCAAAUCAAGACCAUUCAGACCCUUCUCAAGGCCUUCAACGACGAACCCCCGAAAGUUGGCGAUGUCGCAUACGUUGUGUCGAGAUCAUGGGUGGAAAAGGCUUUGGCGCUUGGCGGCGACCCCAAGUUUGCCAAGAAAGAGACGACAAAUGAACCGCUAGGCCCUGUGGACAAUUCAGACCUUAUUCUCGAGGUCCUGUCCCAGCCCGGCGGUGACGACUUUGUCCGGAUGAAGCCUGGUACUGGCAUGGAGGAGUGCGAGCUCUUCCCGGAAGACGCCUGGACGCUCGUCUCGGAGUGGUAUGGAGUCGGCGAGGGACAGAAGCCGAUUGUGCGCAGUGCUAUCAACGCGGCGCCGGACUCGACGAGCGACAAGAACGUCAUGUUUGAGCUGAACCCGCCCGUCUUCACAAUCCACAGACUCUGGUCCCUGUCGAGCCCUAUCAAGAUUAAGGACGAGCUCAAGAGCAAGGAGCCCCUCGUCCUAGCCCGGAGUGCCACCACACCCUACAACCCGUUCUAUAAGGAGCUGAAGGAGCUCACCGGGGCAUCUCUAGAUCGUAAGAUGCGGGUAUGGCAGCUUACUCAACAACCCGAGGCGCAGGAGGCGUCGCCCAGGUCCGCCCUCACACCGCCUGAUUCUCCAAACCCGGACAAGGACGGCGAGAGCUCGUCGGGUCCCUGGCAGCGCAUGCUCGUGGAGGUACAAAACUUCACCAAGGUCAAUGGCGGAGACCGACAGGUAGUGCCUGCGGUGGACAACACUACCAACCCCAACUACAAUGGCAACUCACCCCUCUCGGUCUACGGACUGAUGCAGGACAUGACUCUCGUCAUUGACGAAGAGAUUGCGAAGAACUCAUGGGUCUCAAACUACUUCAAGGGGGGCAAGAACGACAAGGUUCUGGCAUCUAGAGGUUCUGCCACGAGCCUGAAGGCCAACAGCAGCGGAGGAAGCAGCCCUGCUCCUCAAGGGCCCGUCACUCGAGGCCGAACUCAGCAGAAGAAGAAGCCUGGCCGGGGUCUAGGCGCCGUAGGCCUUCAGAAUCUUGGAAACACCUGUUACAUGAACUCAGCCCUGCAGUGCGUCCGCAGCGUAGAGGAAUUGACAAAGUACUUCUUGACGGACAAGUACAAGGAGGAACUCAAUAAGGGCAACCCUCUUGGUUACAAAGGACAGGUAGCCAUGGCUUAUGGUGGGCUUCUCAAGGAGAUUUACAACGAGUCGAGAGGUGCAGUCAGCCCUCGCGACUUCAAGAAUACGGUCGGUCGUGCUCGCGCUACUUUCCAGGGCUGGGGCCAACAAGAUACCCAAGAAUUCCUUGGUUUCCUCCUCGACGCCUUGCAAGAGGAUCUCAGUCGUAUUCACAAGAAGCCUUAUAUUGAGAAGCCAGACUCGACGGACGACAUGAUUGGUGACGAGGAAGCCAUUCGCAAGAUGGCUGAGGAGGUGUGGGACAUCACUCGGAAGCGCGACGACUCUGUCAUCGCAGACCUCUUCACUGGUUUGUACAAGUCAACUCUCAAGUGCCCGACGUGCGACAAGAUCAGCAUCACUUUCGACCCUUUCAACAACCUGACUUUGCCGCUGCCUAUGGAGGACAUGUGGAGCCGGCCUGUCAAGUUUUAUCCGCUCAACGAUGUGCCUGUCAAGUUUGAGGUCGAGCUGCCAAAGCACAGCGCCAUUGAGUUAUUGAAGAAGGCGCUUUCGGACAAGACUGGUGUGCCUGUGGAGUUAUUGAUGGGAGCAGAGGAGUUCAAGGGCAAGUUCUUCAAGGUCUACUCCGACGCCACCUCAGUAUCGGAGGAGAUCCAGCCCAACGAUAUCCCUGCUUUCCAUGAGCUGGAAUCGUCGCCGACCAACUACCCUCCUAAGCAGAAGAAGAUGGGUACGCCCAGCUCGAUGCUAGAAAUCAGCGAUGAGCCAUGGGUUGACCCUCGUACUGAGCGUAUGCUGGUCCCUGUUCUUCACCGCAAAAAGACGGGCAAUACUUACCGAUUGCGGGGAGACGACAUUGCAUCGCCCCCUCACUUCAUUGUUGUCACGCCCGAGGAGUCCCGCAGUGAGGAUGCCAUUCGUCGCAAGGUUCUAGAAAAGGUCGCAACUUUCUCUACCUGGUCCGAUUUCGAGGAAACCGACGAGAGCACAGAUGCAGACAUGGUCAUCACAUCCCAGUCAGACGCCGAUUCGUCAGGUGACAGUAAGGUUGUCUCCAACUCGGUAGAAGGCGAGGAUGACUUGGUCAACGUUUCUGUCGGCGCAGGCGAGCAACAGCAGACCCGGCGACCUGCCCUGAAGCAAUUCAACGUCCGCCGUCCCAAGUGGGCGGAUACCAAGGAGUACCUUCCACCUCAUCUCCAGAACCUGUUCGAACUUAGCUUCUUCGGCGAGAGUACUGACUAUGGGUUGCCCGUGGGCUGGAAUACGGUGGACGAAAACAAGAGUUUCCGUCUUCUAUCUUCUCGCGCCCCGGAACCUCCCAACGAAGACUCGAACAGCCCUGGCUCUACGAACGGUGCAGAUAGUGAGCACGAGAGUGUCAGCGAAGAGACUACCCCGCAGUCUGUUGAGGAGCAGACCCGCAUGGCAGAGGAGUCGGAAGAGGACGAGCCCGUUCGCGUGAUCAAGCCUAUGAACCGAGGAAGAGGCAAUCACAAGGUUGGCGGAGCUCGCCGAAAGAACAAUAAGGGCAACAAGACCUAUGGAAAGAAGGGCGGCAAGCGCCGCGACAGAGAGAACCGAAACAGCAAAGCGCAGCCAUUCCACGUGAUUGACGUUGAGCCUCAGCCGUCACCUGAGGACGACGUCCGCGGUGGUCCGCUUGUCCGUCUGGACGAGGGCAUAGUCGUCGAUUGGUCCGAAGAAACUUGGGACUUGGUCUUUGGCAAGGAGUCGUUGCGCGACACCGACGACAACCGCGGCUCAAAGACUUUCACCGACCCGGAGGAGCUCAAGGACCCUAUCUUGGAACAGAAGCGUAAGUCACGGAUGGCUAGGAAGAAGCAGGGCAUCACCCUUGAGGAGUGCUUGGAUGAGUUCGAGAAGGCCGAAGUCUUGUCUGAGCAGGACAUGUGGUACUGUCCGCGCUGCAAGGAGCAUCGACGUGCUAGCAAAAAGUUCGAUCUCUGGAAGACGCCAGACAUCCUCGUUGUUCACCUGAAGCGAUUCAGCAGUGCUGGCUGGCGCCGCGACAAGCUUGACGUUUUGGUCGACUUCCCCAUCGAGGGUCUCGACCUUCACAAGCGCGUUCUUUGCCAGGAGACGGGCAAGGAAGAGAUCUACGAUCUCAUCGCGGUUGACGAUCACUUUGGUGGUCUCGGCGGUGGCCACUACACUGCUUACGGACGAAACUUUGUUGACGGCCAGUGGUACAACUACAAUGAUACCUCAGCCAGCAAGACUUCGCCCGAGAGUGUCGUUACUAGAGCGGCCUACCUGCUCUUCUACCGGCGUCGGUCCGAGGGCCCAUUGGGCGGCCCUCGCUUCAAGGAGAUCUUCGACAAGUUCGACAAGGAUGGAGAAGAUGACGAUGAAGAGGAUACCGAUUCGGGGGAAGAUCAACGUCUCGUCGGGGGCUCCUCCCUAACUGGAUCGUCGAGACUUGGGACCGGAGCCGAAGCAACUCACCCGCGCGGAAAUCGUGGUUUGGCUAGUAACACAAUGUCCACGGCCAACGCGGGUGCAGAUGAUGAAUUGCCACCUUAUGAGGGUAGCUCCAGCACCAAUGUUGGUAGCGACAACAUCCAAAAUAGCAUUGAGGAUGAGGGCAUCGGCAUGACGGACUACAACGGAGAAUCGACUGCGUUCUCAGCUACGCAAGGCUGGAACUGGAAUUCCUUGGACUCCGCUGAGGGAACCAACAACUCUCUUGGUCUGGACGGCUACGGCAGCGACGACGCACAACCAGACUCUUCAGACGAGCGCGACGUUGGCAAUGACACUGAUAUGCAGUUCGAUGAGACCAUGGGAGAUUACGAGACCGCCAAUGACGAGGCGCCUCCGCCGCCUGACUUUGGCGCUCAGGUUGGCCUGUCAGAGAUUCAGACUGCCGCCUGGGCCCGUCAGAACAAUGCCGAGGUCAUUUCUGUGCCAGCUGCUGAUGACGAUGCCGCUUCCAAUGAGGCAGCCGAGAUCCACCUUGACGAUGACGCGGAGCCGCACGGGCAGACUUCUCGGACACACUAG
Colletotrichum godetiae is the source of this 4479-nucleotide messenger RNA. Its product is annotated as ubiquitin carboxyl-terminal hydrolase. The transcript has 5 exons. Bases 1 to 4479 code for a protein of 1492 amino acids. Gene Ontology annotation, molecular function: cysteine-type deubiquitinase activity. Gene Ontology annotation, biological process: protein deubiquitination. Lineage: Eukaryota; Fungi; Ascomycota; Sordariomycetes; Glomerellales; Glomerellaceae. The record is from RefSeq and is a predicted model, not a curated record.